Molecule: messenger RNA, 1331 nt
Organism: Malus domestica (apple)
Lineage: Eukaryota; Viridiplantae; Streptophyta; Magnoliopsida; Rosales; Rosaceae
Source: RefSeq, a predicted model, not a curated record
UUUAGAAUUACUUCCCAACUCCCCAACCCAAUUAUAAAAUUAAAAAAAACAUUAAAUUCGACUCCAGAAAAAGUCUACUUCCUCUGCAUCUCAAGCUCGCAGCUUUUUUCACUCCUCCGCCACUUCACACUUCGCUAUUCGAGAAACGAGAACAUGGGUUGUGUUUCUUCCAAUCUCUUCAACCACGACGACGAGUUCUCCCAACUCGGCAGCUCCGCGCUCAGCCACCACAUCGUCUCGCUCACUUCCUCCACCUACGGCCUUCUCACUCUGGACCCGCCGCCGCCUGCGCCCACCACUCCGCCGACCCCUCCUCCUCGAUUCACUCUCGGGUCCAUUUUUCCGAGCCCCCUGUCGGAGCCCAAGUCGCUCUGGUCCGAACCCAGGUCGCUAUGGUCCGACCCUAGGCCGCUACGGUCCGACCCGGAAGUCAUUAACUCAUGGGAGCUUAUGGCCGGCCUCGACGCUGAUAGUUUCCGAUUCUCGCCGCUCCCGCCGCCCAAACCCUUCGUUUUCAAUGACCCAAAAAACCCCGAUAAAGAAAACUCCAACCCGAAUCGGGUAAUUUUCAAAUCUCCGUACGACGGCGUCUUCCGGGUCAACAACAAGAAGGACCCACUUGACCGGUUCGAAAAAAUAUGCCCACCGGGAGGAGAAAGCAAAGUGGUGGUCUACACUACGACGCUGCGAGGAGUGCGGCGGACUUUCGAGGAGUGUAACGCCGUCCGGGCGGCGAUAGAAGGCCUCGGGGUGAUGAUUGUCGAGCGUGACGUGUCGAUGGAUCGCGGGUUCAGAGAAGAGUUGAACGAUUUGAUGAAGGGGAAAGGGAAGGACGUGGCGGUGCCGCCUCAGGUGUUUGUGAAGGGGAGAUAUAUAGGCGGCGCUGAGGAGGUGUUGAAGAUUUUGGAGGAGGGUUUGCUGGUUGAGAUUCUUGCUGGGUGUCCAAAGAAAAAAGCUGGGUCUGUGUGUGAAGGGUGUGGGGAGGCAAGGUUCUUGCCCUGCUUCCAAUGCAAUGGGAGCUCAAAGAUGGUGCUGGUGGUGAAGGAUGACGUGGCCGGGCAGCGGCAGGGGACGACGGUGGUGGUGAAGUGUCCUGAGUGUAAUGAGAAUGGGUUGGUGCUUUGCCCAAUUUGUAGCUGAAUGGUGAAGAACAAGAGAUGCAAAGAUCUCUGUUUUCGUGUCAAAAUUGGGUUUUUGUAAGCACUUUCUCUCUUAAUUUUGGGGCUUUUUUUGUGUUUCUGAUGGAAACCAAAGGCUUCUAAUUCUGUACUGUACUCUCUUGUUUUUGUCUGUUGAUAGUUAUAUAUAUCUAUGUUUUUGAUUUGCAAAGA